AGUAACCAUAGUUAGCCAACCCUUCUCUUCAUCAUUUGUCUAAUCCAUCCAUGGCUUUCUGAUUCCAACAACAGAAGUUCAAACUCUUUAAUAAGAACAUUUAGCGUUCUGAAUAUCCUUUGUACCGUUAACCAUUUUGUCAACUGCCAUUUUUACAGGAAAGGAAUAUAUCCUUUAAGGAGAACGAGAGUAUAAACUGCACUGAUACACCUCGAUGGGUAUAAAGAUUCAAUCAACCUAGAACUCCAUGUCUCUUUUGUUCACUGUAUUCGAUGCUAGGGUUUAACGAAGCUUCUUGCGGACAAUGCUCCCAAGUGCAUGAAAGAGCAGAAGUUCGAGAGCUAUUUUGGCCGUAAGGUCGCCGUUGAUGCUAGUAUGAGCAUCUACCAGUUCCUCAUUGUCGUUGGGAGGAGUGGGACCGAAAUGCUCACAAAUGAGGCUGGCGAAGUAACGAGUCAUUUGCAAGGAAUGUUUACUCGGACUAUUAGGCUUCUUGAAGCUGGAAUGAAGCCUGUUUAUGUCUUUGAUGGGGCACCACCUGAUUUGAAGAAGCAGGAGCUGGCAAAGCGUUACUCUAGAAGGGCAGAUGCCACCGAGGAUUUAGCAACGGCAAUAGAGACUGGAGACAAGGAGGAUAUUGAGAAGUUCAGUAAGCGGACAGUGAAGGUAACAAAGCAGCACAAUGAAGACUGCAAGAAACUUCUAAGACUCAUGGGUGUACCUGUAAUUGAGGCACCAUCGGAAGCAGAGGCCGAGUGUGCUGCACUUUGCAAAAAUGGGAAGGUCUAUGCUGUGGCUUCUGAAGACAUGGAUUCCCUAACUUUUGGAGCUCCCAGGUUUCUUCGUCAUUUAAUGGAUCCAAGCUCAAGAAAAACACCUGUGAUGCAAUUUGAGGUUUCAAAGAUUUUGGAGGAGCUAAACCUCUCUAUGGACCAAUUUAUUGAUUUGUGCAUUCUUUGUGGGUGUGAUUAUUGUGACAGUAUUCGAGGUAUCGGGGGACAGACUGCUUUGAAGCUCAUUCGUCAACAUGGUUCUAUAGAGAAUAUAAUAGAGAACAUUAACAAAGAGAGGUAUCAAAUACCUGAGAAUUGGCCUUAUCUAGAGGCUCGACGUCUUUUUAAAGAACCUUUAGUAUCCGCUGAUGGUGAGCAAUUAGAACUUAAAUGGACUCCUCCGGACGAAGAGGGGCUCAUAAACUUUCUGGUGAAUGAAAAUGGGUUCAAUAAUGAUCGAGUCACAAAGGCAAUAGAGAAAAUAAAAGCUGCCAAGAACAAGUCAUCCCAGGGCCGAUUAGAAUCCUUCUUUAAGCCAGUUGUGAGCACAUCUGUACCCCUCAAGCGGAAGGAAAACAAAUGCAUGCUUGGAACUCCUAGACCAAUACUCAAGCCUAAGAUGUUCUCUCUCCAAGUUCAUGCCCACUUGAGCCCCAAAGUCAUUCGCGGCAUGAACCUGCUGACUCUGGAUCUGGUUUCUAAGCAACCGGGGCCAUUCUCCAGAUGUGUCUGCUUCAGCUCCUUAUGCUGAGAACCUUGGAAACACAACAGACAGUGACAAAGGAAAAUACAAACAAGAAAUCGAAGGCAGGUGGUGGCAAAAAGAAGUAGUUUUAUUGUGUAUUUGAAACAUUAAGGUUAGUGUUUUGUAAUGGUGGUUUUGUUUCGUUGGCUACUAUAGUUAAAAUGUUCCCGUUGAUUCCAUGUCGGCAGUCCAACCUUUUUUGUUUCAGUUCAAUGUCUAAUUUCAAAUUUUCACAUAUUUAUGCUAGGGACAAUAUUGUAUGGUGUAUAGUGAAAGCGUUGCACUUAGUUUUCAUUUCUGUUAUUAGAAAUGCCUAGUUCUUUUA
Molecule: messenger RNA, 1843 nt
Organism: Nelumbo nucifera (sacred lotus)
Lineage: Eukaryota; Viridiplantae; Streptophyta; Magnoliopsida; Proteales; Nelumbonaceae
Product: 5'-3' exonuclease family protein
Molecular function (GO): 5'-flap endonuclease activity; 5'-3' exonuclease activity; DNA binding
Source: RefSeq, a predicted model, not a curated record